AUGUGGAUCACAGACACUUGCAAAGCCAUCGUCCUCUCCUUCGUAGCCGUCUUCCAUUCCCCAACCCUCCCCUCCGACGGCCCUCACCAAGAUGUCCUAUCCUUCACCCACAACAAACCUGCUCCCAAAUACCCUCACUUCCCUGCUCCAAAUGGUCCUGACCAAAAAGGCGUCGAGUUCCACUGCAAAUACCCCGGGCUCAAAGGCUGGGAAAACUGUACAUCAAAAGAUGACCGCUCCUGUUGGCUCAAGGGUCCGUAUGGUCAGGUCUUUAAUAUUGACACCGAUUACGAGAAUUUCUACCCUGAGGGUAUUGUGCGAGAGUACCACCUCAAUGUGACGAACCAAGACAUCAACGGCGACGGCGUCAACAAUCCCUACGGCAAAGUCUUCAACAACCGAUACCCAGGUCCCUGGAUCCAAGCCUGCUGGGGCGACAUCAUAAAGGUAACAGUCCACAACAACCUAGCCUACAACGGCACAACAAUCCACUGGCACGGUCUCCGCCAACUCGAGUCUUUCGAAAUGGACGGCGUGAACGGCGUAACGCAAUGCCCCAUCGCACCAGGCGACAGCUACACAUACACCUUCCGAGCAGUGCAGUACGGCACGAGCUGGUAUCAUAGCCAUUAUUCGCUGCAGUAUGCAGAUGGGUUAGCUGGUCCGAUUACGAUUUAUGGACCAUCGAGUGCGCCUUGGGAUGAGGGAAGGGAUCCGAUUCUUAUUACAGAUUGGAGCCAUCGGAGUGCUUUUCAGAGUUGGCAGAGGGAAUUGGUACCGAAUAGUCCGACUAGACCUAUGAUGAAUGGUGUUCUUAUUAAUGGUGUUGGAAAUUUUGCGGGUAGUUUCCCACGUGAACGGUUCAACAUGACUGUCACCAAGGGCAAAAAGUACAUUCUUCGCGUUAUCAAUACCUCUGUGGAUACAACCUGGAUCUUUAGUAUCGACAAUCACAACUUCACCGUCAUGUCCACAGACUUUGUCCCGAUCCACCCUUACGAAGUCGACCAUAUCGUCCUCGGAAUCGGUCAGCGAUAUCAUAUCGUCCUUGAAGCCACUCCCACCAACACAACUGUCCUCCCCGCCUCACCAGAUGGCAACUACUGGAUCCGUACAGUCGGCGCAGAUAGAUGCAAGGGCUUUGAGCCCGGUAACGAACCCGAUGAGCGACAGGGCAUUCUUCGAUAUAAUGCCUCUAGUACAUUGGUUCCUACGACGUUUCGGCCAGCCUAUUCUACGGCAUGUCGCGAUGAGAACUAUGACUUGCUGAAGCCCAUUUUCCCUUGGGCUGUGGAGCCUGUUAAGUUAAACUAUAAUGACUCCCAGUUCGACAUCGGUCUGAAGACCUAUAAAGACAGACCCGAGAAGGGCGAUGGCUUUCAAUGGUGGGCCUUCGGUGAGAAUCCUCUCUGGCUGAACUUUUCGAAUCCCACGAUUCUUAACCUUGAGAAUAAGACUUGGGAUCCGAAUUAUGCCGUUGAUCUCGUUGUUCCGGACUCGAAGAAGGAUAAAUGGGUUUACAUCGCCAUCACUGCGCCACCAGCACCUCUUGUCAACAGACCCGAUAGAGUCUUUGCGCCCGUGGCUCAUCCGCUCCACCUUCACGGCCACGACUUCGCCCUCCUAGCUCAAGGCACAAAUUUCACCGAUCUUGACACCGGAAAAGUCAAACUCAAAUGGGACAACCCUCCUCGUCGUGACGUAGCACUCAUCCCAGCAGGCGGAUACCUCGUCGUCGCGUUCAAAGCAGACAAUCCAGGAUCUUGGCUGUUCCACUGCCAUAUCGCAUGGCAUGCGUCGAGUGGUCUCGCGAUCCAGAUUCUUGAGCAGCAGGAAAGACUCAAAUGGAUGAUGGAUGAUGGUAGGAUGAAGGAGGUUAAGAGGGAUGAUUCUGGUAUUUGA
Molecule: messenger RNA, 1902 nt
Organism: Fusarium coffeatum
Lineage: Eukaryota; Fungi; Ascomycota; Sordariomycetes; Hypocreales; Nectriaceae
Exons: 8
Coding region: 1-1902 (633 amino acids)
Molecular function (GO): oxidoreductase activity; copper ion binding
Source: RefSeq, a predicted model, not a curated record